UUUGUUGAAAACUUCAGGGUAUUUUAAAAUGUCUCUCAAAUUCAGACUUCCUUUUAACAUUGCCAUACUAUAAAUACUGAUCAUUACACAUUUUUUUGUUCGACUAUUCCAAAUAAAAUCACUGUCAUGACUGUGUUAAAUGUUUUCGUCAUAUAUACUAUACUUCUGCUAAUAUAUACUAAUAGUGUUGAGACUAAAAGAGUUUUAAUGAUAGAUAUUUGACGUAAUAAAAUCGUUGGGUUUCUUCUUUUCUAAGCAUUUUUAAAUUUUUUUGUCCUGAUUUUUCGAAUCGUUUUUCAAAAUUCAACUUUUGUCACUCCUUUUAAUAUAGUCUAAAAUAUAUCCUACGAUGUUUUUCAAUGAUACAUUGCCCUACAAACAACAUGAAACUGACCAGCCAAUUUGUUUAAUUUUGUAAAAAAACCCAAUUCAAGUCAUUUUACAAUUUAUUGGGUAUAUUAUGUCAUUUUAUGUAAUGCCUCUCAAGGAAAGGCAUUUCAUUAUUUGCCUAAAAAUUAUGGCAUUUAAAAAGCCAAUGUUUAGAAAUUAUAUGUAACAUAUACAUCCCUUAAUGUAUGUUUACAUUCUACAAUACUUACUGGUGAAUCCGUCGUGACAAAAUUAUCUACAUUGUUUAGGUAUUUGUUUUGUUUUCAAAUUUCAGCAUGAUCAAAACUCUACGAAUUGUCUACAUAUUUAACUUACCCAAACCCAAUCUUAUUAAUAAAUUCUGUUUUAAAGAAAAACAUAACUACCGGAUGCUGAAAUUUCCAACUUAAAAACUUAAAAAAUAUUAUUCUAAAAUAUAAUAAAUAUUACUUACCUUCUUCCAAUGUAAACAAAACAAUUCUAGCUGUCUUAAAUUCCAUAAAACAUCACGAGACAUCAAAGUAGAAUUACAAUGUUGUCACUGAAGCAGGACAUACAACAAUAUAAAAUUAAUAAAAAUUAUCAUGUUUGUAUCAUUGUAAUAUGGAUUAAGGCAAUACACAUUUAUUGUGGUUUGAAAUUGAAAGAAAAUAUCUUAUAUCAGCCAGAAAUGUUAUAAAUCUCAUUAUCAUACGAUGUCAAGAACGUGCAAGUUUUUUGUUACAGGUGCCCAUUUGAUAAUAUUUACAUUUACAAAUAUAUUUCCCGAAAAAGUGUUAAGAAAUCUAUAUAUAUAUAUAAAUAAUACUAUAUAUAAAACUAAUAAAUCAUAUUCUAACAAUUUAGACAAUAUAAGACAUGAAACAUAGAUAUAUCCUUUAGGAGAAAUUAUAAAGAGGGAAUUUUUGUUGAUCAUUAGAACCAUCAAUCUGUCCCAUAACUUUAGAAAAAAAUAUAUUAAAAAAACUAUGAAAUAAACAUACAUUUUGCAAAAAAUGAAUUAUCUUUCUUGUAUUUCCUUGACCUAUUAUCGCUAAUCUACGUUUAAAUUCACUGUUAUCAUCAAAUGUUAACAGACAAAAUGAGCAAAUGUGGCACCGAUGUUAACAAAAACAUUUAACACAAUACGAAAUUUCGUUACGCAAGAAACAAGAUAUAGAAUAAGGAGUUGUGGUAUGAUUGCCAAUGACUCAACUAUCCAACAGAGUUCAAAUAAAGUUUCAGCUUUAUUAUAACUGUUACAAUAUCAUUAUUGUAUUUCGUCCACACGGAACAUAAAAUUACAAACUUUUUUCUGCCCAAACGGAAAUUAUUUUAUUCAGUCCACACUCAAUCCUCCUUUAACCCUGGACAGUGGUAUAACAGCACAACAUCAGAACAAACUGUAAACAUCAGUUAGAAAUGGUUGGAAGCAUCAAUUUUAGUACCGGGAAAACCAACAUUCAAAGAUAUAACUACGGCGUUAAGUUGAUAUCCUACAAGAAUGCGUUUUAAGAGAGUCGACACAUUCUUGUUAUACGAAGACAGCUAAAAAGUAACAAGGCCAAUAAUUAUACUUCACGUUAAAUGCUACAUUCUGAUUGGCUAAUAUGAGGGAGAUAAUUUACUUUAUUAUACUUCACGUUAAAAUGCCAGAUUUUGAUUGGCUAAUACGAGAGAGAUAAUUUACUCUAUCCCAUGGCUGAGCGGGAGACAAUUUUUUGAAUGUCACCCUCUCGUGCAGACCAAUCAAAAAUGACAGGACAAUGAAUUGAAUUUACAUCAAAUAAUUAAAGACAAUACUCAAUUUCUACGUUUUGGCUCAGAAACUUUUCAUAGACUGUCAAAAUAAUAAAAUGAAAAAUUCUUGCUUCACUUCUGUUGAUUUUUCUAAUACCUGUAACGUUGUUAUGUACGUGACGUCAUAGUAAAAUACUUUAAAUUUUAUAUUCAACAGUAUAAGUCAAUAAUGAUAGGAUAUUCAGUAUAAUAAAUUAAAUAACACAUAGCUGAGAUGAUGAUAGAGCAGAUUGGUACCCCUUGAAAAAACAUUGUUAACCUUGGCUUCGCCUCAGUUGACAAUGUUUUUUCGGGGUAACAAUCUGAUCUAUCAUCCUCUCAGCUAUGUGUUAUUCAUAUACUAUCCUAUGGCUCAGCGGGAGACAAUUUUUUGAAUGUCACCCUCUCGUGUAGAAAAAUCGAUAAUUUAAAGGACAAUGAAUUGAAUUUACAUCAAAAUUUUUAAAGACAAUACUCAAGUUUUACGGUUUGGCCUCAGAACUUUUUCAUAGACCGUCAAAGUAAAAAAAAAACAUCUUGUUUCACUUUUGUUGUUUUACUAAUAACUGUACACGUUGUUAUGUACAUGAAGUCAUGAUUUAAUUAAUUCCAAAUUAAAAUUAAAAAAAAACAAUAAUGGCAGAACAGUCAGUAUAAUAUUCAAAUAACACAUAGCUGAGAGGGUGACCGAGCAGAUUUUUACCCCUUGAAAAAACGUUGGCAACCUUUGCUUCGCCUCGGUUGCUUUAUCUAUUACUAAAUAUUACCCUGAAACUGUCAAUUAUCAUGAGUGAAAUUCAAUGAUAAAAUGAAAAUUACUAUUUACGUCACCAGUUUAAUUGUCUUGGGAGACCGACUCUGUGAACAAAAUAGAUACAAAUAUCAUUAACUGGACAAAUAUUUCUCUUAAUUUUCUAACCAAUACUGGAUAUCAAUUGUGAAAAAGAUGACACCACUGGCAGGAAGUUGCUUUUUUAAAUAACAAAAUUAUUCAAAAAGCAAAAAGCAUAUUAAAAUGUCCUUCAUUUUUAUUCAUUUUGGCUUUAGAGACUAAUUUUUAAAGUAAAUUGUGGUGAGUGAAAUUAUUUUGUCUUCAAUUAAAAAUUUUCAUAUUAACAGUUUUUGAUAGGACUUAAAUAUUUCAUUAAUUUUCUUUUCGGUAGUGAUAUUUUUUAUACAAAUAUAAUUUUGGCAUAUUGCUCAAAGUCUAUUUUUCUGCAUUUUUCAUGACGAUCCUGUAUGAGAUCUUAUCGGAAGUACAAAAGCUAAUUCUAGAAUGUUAGAAGGCAUAUUGUGUGCUUAUACCCAGUCAGACUAUCUUCACCAUGUGUUUUUUUUUUUCUUUGUUUGUACGUCAAUUUUUUCGUUUGAGUUUUCGAGGUUGGUUUGUUCUGUUGGUUCAAUAUUUUUGUAAUUUCCGUUAUUCUUUAAUUUAAUUGAUAUCUAUAUCAAAAGACUAAGCACAUUAAGCUUGCUUUCAGAAUGUUCUACGUUAUCAUUUUGAGUGUUUUAUUUUGUACUUGUAUUUUUAUGGUCUGUAGUUACGAUAACAUAUUUAUCUUGACAGAUUUUUAAUUUUACACCUUUCUUUGUCCCCAUUGAUUAUAAUUUGCAUUGGUUAAGAAGAAGUGGAGGUGGUUUAGUACUAGGAAAAAAAAGAAGAACCACAUGUAGAUGUUCCUUUCACACAGGGAAUUUCGUUAGCGAUGAGUUUAGUGCAUGGUUAACUAAGUUCUUCCUUCGUUGAAGACUGUAUGUCGACAUUUUAACUUCUCUUCUGGUUUUACAUUAUUUAAUGUGUUUCCGACAAAAUUUGACAUGUUAAUGUAUACCCGUUUUGAAUUUGUGAUUUCCAUUUCGAAAAAUUUGUACGGUCUAGUCGUAUAUGUUCAAAUAUAAAAGUUGUCUCAUUAGCAAUAAUAUCAAAUCUCCUUAUUUGUUUAUUUCGAUGUUUAUUUGAGUGAGUCUUUGUUAUUUGUAUUCCAUUGUAGGUAUGUACCUUUGGCGCUGAGCAACACACUGACAAUGUUUCCAAAUUAAAAAGCAAGUAUCUAUUUAGACUAGAUACUUAAUUCAAUUUGCUAUAGUCAUUUCACAUUUUACUUUACACAUCAUAAAACUGUAAAUUACAAUCUAUCUUGACCUUUGUCUUAAGAUAUGUGCCUCCACUUUGAUAAGAACUUUAGAUUAAAGAUAUUUACAAGAUAAGAUAAUGUUAUUGUAUAAGUAUUUCCAAAAAUAUUUUGGACGGAGUAAAAAUAGCGGUAAGGUGUUACAUAUUUCUAUAGUUUAUAAGAUUACUUUUAUGCGACAUGUCAACCUCUAUGAAAAGGAGAAAAUAUUAUGAUGUUUAGAUAAAAAACCAUUUUAAACAAUCUACAUUAGAACAAUGAAAUAACUGUUAUUGAUAUAAAAAUGGUCACAUCACGGUGGACCUGUUCCUAUAUGGAGAUAUACAUGGGUCCCAUUUUUGAUAUGUCAAAUAUAUCAAUUGGUUGGUAUUUCACCCAGGUCAAAUGCCAAUGGGUAAGUAAUUUUCAUCUUUCGAUUAGAUAUCGGUAUACAUACACUGUUUUAUCUUUAAAAAAAAUUAAGAUGUAAAAAAUUGUAUAUGUGAUAAUUGAAAAAUAUAUGAUUUUGCCAUGAAAUAAAUCUAUGGGUCGUGCUUUUCACAAGACUUCAAUACUUAGUAUAUGAAUGGAGUUGUUUUUCGAAUCCUAGCCGCACGUCUGUACCCAAAAUCCCCCUCCCCAUAGGUCACAAAGAAAUCCACAAAAUACAACACAAUAAAAUGAAAUUACCGUUUACUUAUUCAGAUCUGUUGAAUUAAUAUGUUCUUUAUGGCAUAUUUUAUUUUAGAUAUCAACUGAAACGUUUCCUUUAUCACUAUGACUGAACAUUUAAACUUAACGUCUGAAAUAGAUAUUCAAACGAACAAUACUCUUCAAAAUGAAACAGCACAGUCGUCGUCUUCUGCACUUACAACAGCAUCAGAUAUUAGUAUUACUGCUUCUCUUGUUGUUAUCAUGCUUGGAAUGGGAUGUACAAUAGAAAUCAAAAGCCUGGUGAAGCACAUUCGGAGACCAGUAGGAAUAUGCAUAGGAAUGUUGUCACAAUUUGUUGUUCUUCCAGCUGUUACAUUUGGUCUUGCGCACGCAUUACAACUUCCUCCUUUAGCUGCCAUUGGGAUGUUGGUUGUUGGAUGCUGUCCAGGUGGUUCGACAACGAACAUAUUUAGUUACUGGACAGAUGGUGACGUUUCUUUGAGUAUAUCGAUGACAGCUGUGUCUACUCUAAUUGCUAUGGGAAUGAUGCCACUGAAUUUACUGAUCUAUAGCCGCAGUUGGACAGACAAAGCUCUGGUUAUACCAUACAUCAAUAUUCUGAUAUCGUUCGGCAUGACUAUAGGUCCUGCUGUGGUUGGUAUAUUAGUUAGAUGGAAGAUAUCGAAACUGGCAGACAUCCUUGUUAAAUGUGGGUCAUUUGCAGGAGCAAUCAGUGUAGUGCUUGUAAUAACACUAAUGAGUCUUAGGUUCCCAUAUAUGUACUAUGCAUCGUGGAAAAUAUAUAUCGCAGCCUUUAUACUUCCGUUUGCUGGUUUCCUGUUUGGUUACGUUGUUGCCGUGAUUUGUCGCCAGGACCCAGUCAGGUGUAGAACAAUUGCUUUAGAGACGGGGAUACAAAACUUUCCUCUUUGCAUGACAUUAUUACUACUGACAUUUUCAAAACAAAUAUUUGCACAGAUUUCAUUGUUUCCAUUAUUGUAUGGUGUAACGUGUAUAAUAUGUAGCUUGGGAUUUUUAGGCAUUUACAAAAUAGUGAAAAAGGUAAAAUCUACACGAGAGAAGAACAAAGAAUUUAUCAGUGUGUCAACUAUCGGAGACGACAAAAUUGUAUUUAAGAAUUGAAUGCUUCUUUUUGUAAAUUUAUUGGGGUGUAAAAGCGUUGACCGAAGUACAUUUUGUAUGAAGCGCGGAAGCGCUUCAUUCUAAAAAUGUGCGCACGGUCAACGCUUUUACAACCCUAUUAAAUUACUAAAAGAAGCAUUCAAUACUUAUAAUUACAUUUUUUUGCUAUGAUCAUAAAAACACGUUUUCUAUCAAGUUUUUCUUUUAUUUACCUGUGCACUUUAUUGUGGAAGCUCGUAUCAUCAUGAAUGUUACAUUUCAUUUUGAAAUGAAGGUUAAUUUCGAAUGAAUGAAUGAAUUUUAUUCUCAUCAACUAAUGACAUAGUUAUAGAGACAAUAUAAUAUAAUAUACAGUGCAUGUGUGAAAUAAUGAUAUACAUUAACCAGGAGGAGAGACUUUCACAUAAACAGCUUAAAUAUAUCGACAUAAUUUUUCAAAAAUUGCAAUAUUACUUGAGGAAAACAGAUAGCAUAAUUUCAAGGUGUUUGCAUUUUUCCAACAAAAUUCCGGUAAAUAUUUUUGUCUUUCGUUAUCGAAAGAUUUACAAGACAAUAUAUAAUGAUACUCGUCACCGAUUUCAGCCGAGCCACAGAUACGACACAAUCUAUCAUUUCUUGACAGAUUAUGCCAUCUCCCUGUCUCGACUGGUAAACGGUGACUACCACAUCUAAAUUUACAAAACAUAUACAUACAAUUCAAUGGUAAAAUAGAUAUAUAUUCUUCAAAUUUAAAUUCUGUUUUAAAUAUUCUAUAACAUAUACCUUUAGAGGUAGAAUUCAUAUUUUCAUGCCAUUCCUGUAUAAAUUGGUCGACCAGUUUUGUUCUACACAUUUAGAAAUCCACAAAGCAGAAAAAGUACCCUGUUGAUUCCAAAUAUUUGACAUUCCACAAUUAUCUAAUGUGUUUUUUAUAAAACGUAACCAUUUACUCUCCAAACCAUAAUUAUUAGAGUCAAUAAAUAAUAGAUUAUAUAAAAGUGAGGAGACUUUACAUUCUUCUCCAUGUAAGAGACGACACCAAAACUUUACCAUACGAACUCUUGCAUGAACUGAAUCUUCCCAGCUCUCCGUAAAUCAUAAAAUUUGGAGUAGAUUGUUUCAAAUGUAGUAUAAGUUUGCAAAAUUGCAAAUGAACUUUUUCGAGUAACUCCAAGUUUUCAAAACCCCAAAUUUCACAUCCAUACAAAAGUAUCGGUAAAAUAGUUUUGUCAAACAUAUCUAAUUGACAUUCAAUAGAUAAAUUGUUUUUUCUACAUUUUUGAAACAAUCCAUACAUUGCUUUUGUAGCUUUUCCAUAUAAAUAUUUUCUUGUCUUUAAAAAAGAGCCACUUUUUGAAAAUAUAAUUCCAAGAUAUCUAUAUUCGUUUACUAUCUCGAUUUCAUGAUCUUCAAUAUUAAAUUUUAAAUUCUUUGACAGUCGACCUUUUGAAAAUACCAUAACUUUUGUUUUCUGCACAUUUAUUUUCAGUUUCCAUUGUUUACAAUAAUCACAAAACUCGUUAAGCAUCAAUUGUAAGUCUUCAUUUGAUUCUGACAUCAAAAUUGCAUCGUCAGCAUACAGUAAAAUAAACAUUUUGAAAUAAACCAUUAAUUCAUUUUCUAUAUCUUUACUAACAGUUUCUAAACCUUUAGCAUUUGUAGUUUCUAGAAAGUCUUGCAAGUCAUUUAGAUAUAAAGAAAACAAUAUAGGAGAGAGAUUCUCCCCUUGUCUAACUCCUAUAUCACAAGCAAAGAAGUCAGACUUUUCAUUAUUAUGUACUAUACAGGAUUUCGUAUCUGAAUACAUAUUUUUUACAAUUCUAAAAAAUUUCCCAUUUAUGUGGUUCUGAAGAAGUUUGAAAAAUAAAGAGUUUCUAUGUACAAAAUCAAAGACUUUUUCAAAAUCUACAAACGCACAGUAAAGUUUCUUUCUUUUUAAAAACAAUAAUUGAAACAAUACAUACAGAGAAAAAAUAUGGUCGUUGGUAGAAUAUUCGGAUCUGAAUCCAACUUGAUUCUCAUGUAAAAUCUUAUAAUGAUCGAAAAAUGUACUUAAUCUAUCAUUCAAAAUAGAUGUGAAUAUCUUUCCAAUGCAAGAUAAUAGUGUUAUGGGUCUAUAAUUUUUUGGUUCCAUUUUACUCCCUUUAUUUUUAAAAAUAGGUAAAACAUUACCAAAAAGCCACGACUCUGGUACAAUACCUGUAUCAAAAAUCAAAUUGAAUAAAUAAUAAAUGUCAAUCAUAGAAUCCAAUGAAGAUGAAAUGUAUUCAUUAAUAAUUAAAUCAUCACCUGGAGACUUGUUAUUUUUCGCUUUUUUUACUGCUUUUCUGAUUUCAUCUGCUGUUAUUUCCUUGUUAAUCAUCUCAAUUACUUCGUCUGAAUUUAUCUCGUUUGUAAUAACAAAAUCGUCUGAAUGUUCUUUGUUUGUAUCUAAAUCUUUAAAAAAGUCAACCAAAGUUUGCAAAGGAAUUUUUGAAAUAUCUCUUUGCCUAUUACCAUGAAAAAGUUUCCAAAAUUCUUUGGGAUUUUUUGUUCUCAUGUUUUUCAUUUUGUUUCGAAAAUCUGUAUUAAAUCUCACAAUAGCAUUAUCCAUAGAUUUCUUAUAAGAAAGUUCACUCACCCUUCUUUAAAUAUAUUUGAACCAUAUUUUUUACACAGUCUUUUUGAUUUUCUGAAUUCUUUUUUUGCUUUCAAUCAUUCCAGAUCAAACCAUUGCUUUUUUGAAUGUCUUUCAUGUGCUUUACUACCUGUCAGACCGAAAGUAGUUUCUGCCGAUUUCAAUAAAAUAUUACAAAGAUCAAAAACUACUUCAUCUACUUCCGGUUUUCGUGCGUUUUCUUUUGCAUUAUGUAAUGAUUGUAUCUUAACAAAUAAUUUUUCAAUCAUUUCUCCAUCUAAAUUAUCUCUAAAAUCCAAUGUUUUUUCACAUUUCCAUUUAACAAUUUUUGGUGUAAAAUUAUUUUUCUCAAAAUCUGAAUGCUUCUUAUUUUUACAGCUCAAGGUAAGUGAAAUAGGUGAGUGAACAUCUGAAAAAAGUCUACAAAACUCUUGUACUUCAAAGUCGAGUAUAUUCUCAAGAACAUUACAAGUGCAUAAAAAAUUAUCAUAUAAUCAACUACACUUUAAUUUUUACAAGUCAUUCUACCAAUACUAUCUUUCCCAAAUCUACCAUUUAAGAUAAACAUAUUAUUGUUUUUACAAAAUUCAAUAAGUUUUCUACCAUACUUAUUUACAAUAGUGUCAGAAUUUUUUCUAUACCUUGAUAUGUUCAUAUCAUCAAGAAUACAUAUAUCUGAAAAUACAUUUAUAUCGGAUAUUUCAUUAAAUUGAGUAUCAUCAGUAUCUUCAGUUUCAUGGAAAUCUUUGAGUGUUGCAGUUCGACUAUUGAAAUCGCCAAGUAAACACAUGUAGUCAUUAUUCUUACUAAAAUUUUGAAACUCAAAUUCAAUUUCCGAAAAGGCUUCAUCUGACGCAUACGUUUUAUUUUCUGGGGGUAUAUAAGUAAUACCAAAUAUAAUAUUUUCUUGAAAAUCAAAAUUUUCUUUUUCAACAGAAAACCAGAAAACAAAAGGACAUUCUGAUUCUAUUACAGUAAUGUAACGUUCUAAAUAUUUUUUGUAACCUAUAGCAAUACCACCAGAUUUGUAGUUUGAAAUUUUCUUUCUUUUUUUAUACUUGAAAAAUCAAUAGUGUCUAUAUCAUCAAGCUUUGUUUCUUGAAAACAAACAAUAUCAAAUGUAUUUAUUAAACAUUGAAAUUCGGGAUAAAAUAAUCGUUGCUUGACACCACAUACAUUUAGAGAUAAUAUUUUAAUAUCUGAGUUCUUGUUCACUGUGUAGAGAGUUGAUCCGUGAAAGUCAACCGAAUCGUUAGAAUUGUCACUGUUCACUGAGUUUGUUUGCCCUCCAUGGUUCACCUAUCUUCCGUUACUUGAGGUUUCAUCCGAAGUGAGAUCAUCUCGUCUGUUUCGUCGUCUUGUUUUUGGACGUGCUCCUUGUGAUUGAAAAUCCCGUCGUGUAGUAUUUUCGGCUAUAUCUGAUGGUAGAGGCUUAAUUUCUUUUCAAUCAAUAAAAAGUCUGUCUCGUUUGAUAAGAGCUUUUUUGUUUUGUUUUCGAGCUUCUUUAUAAUAGGGCCACAAUAACUUUCUUCUUUCGUUGAUUUCUUUAGGGAAUUGUUCUGAAACACCAAAGGUAGUCCCCUUAAGAUUAGUUGCAGACUUCCGUACUAUUUCUCUGUCCUUAAAGCUUUUGAAUCUGCAUACAAUUGGUUUGGUUUUUAAUGUUGUCCCGUCUCGAUUUUUUCUCUCAUUCAGCUGUCCGAAUCGGUGUGCUCUGUGGAAAUCAAUCUCUGUUUCCAUUUUCAUAUGUUCUGUCAUGAAUACUUUCAAAAUUCCGUCCGUUGUAUCCUGUAUUCCUGUGAAAACUAGGUUCUCACGCAUCGACCGAAUCUUAGAGAUCUAGGUGUUUUUCUUGUAGUUCAUCGAGAUUAUUCUGCACCCUUUGCAUGUUUUCUGCCACUUCGUUGUUUUCAGAUCUAAUAGCAGUAAUUUCAGAUUUCAUGUCGGAUAGAUCAUUUCUAUUUACCUCAAAUUGUGAGUUUAUAAAGUCCAAACUUUUUUCUAUGUCUCCUACUCUAUCUGUAAUUUUUCCUACAUUGCUUGAAACUGUUUGCAUACUUCUUUCAAAUUUGUCAAUUUUUUCACCAAAAGAGUCAAGAAUAGAUAAUUUUGUCAACAUUUCUUCCACCUUUUGUCCCAGAUUGUCAAUUUUGAUGUUUGUGUCGUGUCCCAUAUUCAUUGUUGAAUGCAUAACUGGUUGAAUAUUUGGAAUAGGUUGGGGUCCAUAAAGAUAAUAGCCCGUUGGUGAGGUGAACUUUGGGGUUGACAUGAUGUGUUGUAUACUGUGGUAUGCUGGAUCUUCCAGGGAGGAUAGGAAAAUCAAUAUUCUGUAUGUACGUUGACAUAUUUAAAGUCUGUAAUUUAUCGACAGUUUUAUUUUUUAAACUAUUUUUCGGUUUGUUUACAUUCUCAUGUUUUGAAUCGUGAGUACUACUUUGUUGUUUCUUACUUGGUUUCUCCGUGCUAACAUUUUCAGGUUUUGAAUUCCUCCUUUUCUGACCUUUCUGACCUUUCUUGCCAUCCUUUUUAUGAUUCAUGUAGUUAAUACACUAGUUUGCUAAUACAUUCCUCAUACAAUAACUUUCACAAUAAUAGUUAACUUCUAGUUAUUGUCUUUUUUCGGGAUAAAAAAUUGGUCGACAUAUUUUCUCCACACAUGCGCGGAAUGACGCGAGAUUGUUGUUUGCCAAUCACAAUAACGUAUUAUAAUGAAACAUACAUGUAAUGUAAUUAUAUGGUAAUAAAUAGGAUCAAUGUAUACUCUGAAAUAAAAUAAAUAAACCCGUCA
Mytilus californianus (California mussel) is the source of this 11419-nucleotide messenger RNA. RefSeq names its product ileal sodium/bile acid cotransporter-like. Lineage: Eukaryota; Metazoa; Mollusca; Bivalvia; Mytilida; Mytilidae. The record is from RefSeq and is a predicted model, not a curated record. Gene Ontology annotation, biological process: bile acid and bile salt transport. The coding region runs from base 5016 to 6035 and encodes 339 amino acids. The transcript has 3 exons. Gene Ontology annotation, cellular component: membrane. Gene Ontology annotation, molecular function: bile acid:sodium symporter activity.